Molecule: messenger RNA, 471 nt
Organism: Phytomonas sp. EM1
Lineage: Eukaryota; Euglenozoa; Kinetoplastea; Trypanosomatida; Trypanosomatidae
Source: the annotation of a GenBank genome assembly
GUAACAGAAGCCUAACGGAAAAAAAGACAUAUAGUGUGAUUAGCGAGGGGACCCAUUAUUAUUUAGAAUGUUUCGAUCAAGACAGCUCCUAACAUCACAGCUAUCUAUUCACAUGUGCGUAGGGGUUGUUGCGGCCCCAUCGAGGGGUUUUAUUCAAGGAAUGGCUGUUUGGUCCUGUCGUUUGCUGCUGUCUCAGGCAGGAUAUUCUGCGCUGGCUUCUCAAACAGGGAAAACUAUUUGCCAAGAAUCAUACAAUUUGUCGUGCCAAGGAGCUAUUGUCGCCAACUACUGCUGUAGCAACUUGCAUGAGGGUUGUAUUGUGCAUGUUGUAUCAAAGCUUAUAAACUCUCCUAUUUAUGUAUCCGUUCACGGGACAUACUUCGAAAAGACGGAACUCUUAGUGACAGACAGCUUUGGUUUCAUUACAAAGCUCAAGUCUUUGUAAUGCUUUACAUAGCAAGUAUCAUAUAA